AUGGAACUUUCUCCCAUUAUUGUAGUAUUGAUUAUGAUUUGCGAAGCCGUCGGUGGGUAUGGUAAAUGUCCGUUGGGUAAGCAGUGGAACCCAAUGACAAAAAAGUGUAUAAAAUAUUACUUCGGCUCAUACAUUAAUAACUAUAAAAAAGGUGAGGCGAGACUAUUAAAAGUAAUGACAACUAAUUUUUAG
Molecule: messenger RNA, 192 nt
Organism: Drosophila rhopaloa
Lineage: Eukaryota; Metazoa; Arthropoda; Insecta; Diptera; Drosophilidae
Source: RefSeq, a predicted model, not a curated record